AUGGACAAAUAAUAUCUGGAGGCAAAUAGACUUUGUAUAAGGCAGGCAGGUUGGUAUUGUGCUGAAGACAGGCACGGAUGAGUUACAUAGACGAACAGCUGGGUAGACAAGCAGAUCAACGUAAAAGAAUGUUAAACAGAUAGACAGUUAGUGAUUUGGUAUAAACUUUGUAUAGCGUAUUAGGUAACAGACAAUGAGAAUGGAUAGUAGAUCAAUAGCCAGUCGAUUGAUAGAUUGGCAAUGGACAAUCCCACCCAUCAGAUAGGAAAUUGAUAUUGCUCUAUAAAACCUGUCUGUGUAGCACAAUGAAACAGCAGUUGGAAGAACGCCUAUCAUCAAUGGACUCGUUAGAGCAGGAAAUGCAGAAGGUAAAAGAAACAUUUGCUGCCAAUUUGAAACAAUUGACAGAAGAGAAGCAUACUGUCAAAGAACAAGCCAGAUCUCUUGUAUCUAAACUUCGAUCAUGUGAUGAUGCAUUUCAUCAACAACUUGAGGCUAAAGAAAGGAGUCACAAUGAUGCUAUGGCACAGCUUCGGCACAAUCAACAGGCAGAAAUUGACAUUGCAAAUAGAAGAGUGGUAGAAGUCGAGGAGGGGAUGCAUCAGCUAUUGCAUGAAAUGGCUGCUGAAAACGAGCAAUGGAGUCGAGAAUGCAGAAACUGGCUGUAGCUUUCAAUGAGGUUUGGGAUGGCAUAUCUGUUUGAGCCAUGAGGACAACAACAACAACAACAACAACACGUUGGUACCUACUUUGGUAUACAGGUGUAUACGCAUUUAGUGAGGUUCUAUCUUUGAUUAUAUUUGGUUGAGUUGAAUGUCAAAAGAAUUGAACGCAGCAAGAACGAAAAUUGAGCGCAGCGAGAACGAAAAAUGAAACACUUGUGCGAAUUACGCAGCAGGGAGUCUGGUGGAACACGUGCCCUAGUCAUAACUCAACGCAGUAGGCAGUCGUUUUUCAUUCCAACACGUGCUGCUGAUUGGAAGGGGCGGAGUGAAUCUUCUUCGACUUCCGCCCUAGGACGAUCUCUUGCAAUUUCCGCUCUAACGAGAAGGGAAUCUCCAAUCUCAGGUGCGAUCAGCCAUUGCUGAUGAGAACAGUACAUAUGCAUGGUAUAUGAAUUUAUCUAUUACCACAUAGAAUUCUAACAAUUGCAACAGUCUAACUAAAUCUAAAACUCAACAAAUCUAGU
Messenger RNA from Corticium candelabrum, 1189 nucleotides. RefSeq lists its product as uncharacterized. Lineage: Eukaryota; Metazoa; Porifera; Homoscleromorpha; Homosclerophorida; Plakinidae. Bases 306 to 668 code for a protein of 120 amino acids. The transcript is spliced from 4 exons. The record is from RefSeq and is a predicted model, not a curated record.